Molecule: messenger RNA, 724 nt
Organism: Andrographis paniculata
Lineage: Eukaryota; Viridiplantae; Streptophyta; Magnoliopsida; Lamiales; Acanthaceae
Product: transcription factor MYB3-like
Exons: 3
Coding region: 1-657 (218 amino acids)
Source: RefSeq, a predicted model, not a curated record
AUGAAGAGAUGCAACAAGAAAGAGAGAGACAAAGAGAAAUUAGAGAAAAGCAGCAGCAGCACAAAAGGAGGAUCAUCAUCGUCAUCAUCAUCAUCAAAUGCUAAUGCUGAAAAUUGGUCGAAAGAGGAAGAUGAGAAACUGCUCGACUAUAUCAAACUUCAUGGUGAAGCAGCCUGCAACUGGACAACUCUACCCAUCGCUGCUGGGUUGCAGCGAUGCGGGAAGAGUUGUCGAGUGAGGUGGAUGAACUACUUGAGACCCGACAUAAAGUGCGACAACUUUGGCGAAGACGAAGAGGACCUUAUUAUCAAGCUACACGCGCUACUCGGCAAUCGGUGGUCCUUGAUUGCCGGUCGACUGCCCGGUCGGACCGCCAACGAGAUAAAAAACUACUGGAACUCUCACAUCAAGAAGAAACUCACAACCAUGGGCAUCGACCCCAACAACCACACCGUCCACCAAACCCUGCCGCCGGCGCCGCCGUCAUCAUCUUCCGUCGCCGCCGGAGAAAUGCAGCCUUGCACUUUUAACGCAGUUGCGCCGUCCGACGACGAGGACGUAGCCGACACUCCUGCCUCGUCGGAAUGCUGCUCGACUACUGAUGACGACGGCAGCGAUCAGGCCUCGUCGUCUUCGCUUCAACCGAAUGUUGUUUGAUCUCGCUGUUGCCGUUCCGCCGCCGUGCUUUCCGACGCCGGCGAAGGAGCUAGGGGAGUGACGGCGG